AUGGACGUUCUCGACCGUAUGACCGUUGAGGAAUAUUAUGCGAACUUCCCAAGGUCUUGCAAUAAGACCAUCAGGAUUCAGGCCUCUCCGAAUUCGGCCUUCCAAACCACUCCCUACGGGUUGAGACUCCUCGCCGAGGAAGCCGAGAAGGAUAAGGAAGUCGAGAAAGAAGAUGAGGAGGACAGGCAGGAAAAAGAGAAGACCGAAGAAAAAGGAAAGGAAAAGAAUUAG
Caenorhabditis briggsae is the source of this 231-nucleotide messenger RNA. The transcript is spliced from 2 exons. The record is from RefSeq and is a predicted model, not a curated record. Lineage: Eukaryota; Metazoa; Nematoda; Chromadorea; Rhabditida; Rhabditidae. The coding region runs from base 1 to 231 and encodes 76 amino acids.